GCUGGGAAUUAGCAACAUACUAAUAUACGAUAACGAAACCGCCCCCACCGCCGUCCAGUCUAAGGUCCAUACAAUGUUGUGAUUAUAGACACUGGUCCUUCCCGUUCACCCACUUUAUUCCAUUUUCCAACAACCCAAACUACCUACCCUUCUUCUUCACGACACAUCUUAAUAGUCUUUGUUUUAAAUUAAUAUUAAUAAUGUUUCAUUCAUCGACAACAGUGCUUUGCAUGAGUCCUACGAACCAAUGCCCGGUUAUUAAGGACUAUGUCUUAUUAAAUUUAUAGUAUAAUUUGUUUUUUGAGCUUCGUGAACACCCCAUUGUCUCCGAUUCUUUAAUCAACUUCUACCUGAAUUCAUGGCGGUCCAAAGCACAAUAUUUAGAUUAGUGUUCAUGUAAUCCGUUCUGCCUCAUUGCUUCUAAGCUAUCGCUUUUAUUUGAGAUUCAAGUUGCGGUAGCUAGCUUGGUUAAAAUCUUCUGUUGAGAUUGCAAGCUCUGUAAAGUUGGUCUCUUUAUCUCUCUAAAUUUUAAUUUUUUUUACCAUGGGAAAUCUGAUUGUUAUAUAUUAUGGAUUCUCCCAUUGAAGUUUAUAAGGGCCUUAGUUGGGUUUUCUCAAUGGAUUUUUCUAAUGUGCUUUCUAAAAUUUAAAGUUUGCUAAGAUGUUUUGUUGUAUUCUUUUAUUGAUCACUUCUUCUUUUAGACGAUCAGUUCAGUGAAGAGUUUGGAAAAUAAGGCACGGUUUGCAAAGGAUACUUUGGAAGUACUUAUUAUAUGUUGCUGUUGUGCACAAACACUGAAACAGUACUCCGAGUCCAUAAGCAACUUCUCAGCCGGAUCCCAAGUUCUUGACUUGAGCAUUCAUUCGGUACUUGGUUGGAGACAUAUUGAAAGAAACCAAAAUGGAAGGUGGGUUUUUUCCACCUCGCAAAAUUGGUUCAUGGCAUGGGUUAGAGUUAGAGGAUGUGCAAGAAAAUGAUGAACUCAAACUUGUCUCAUCAUUACCUGCCAUACCUCAGCCACCUACCCCACAUGAGCCAAUGGAGUUCUUAUCCAGGUCUUGGAGUCUCUCUGCUGCAGAAAUUUCAAAGGCUCUUUUAGAAAAACAGAAGCAUACUUUCAAUGAUAAGAAUCAAGCCACGUUGCCAGAAGCUAUUUUGGCACCUCAGCUAGUAACAGGGAAGAUCAUACCUUUUGCGAAUUGUCGAAAGAUGGGAACUAUUGGAAAAUGGUUUCAUCAGAGGCAUCAUGGGAAUGCUAAUAUAACUGUGAGGAAGAAAGAUAGGGCUCGUCUAGAAAACGCUCGUGUGCAUUCUGCUGUGUCCAUUGCUGGGCUAGCUUCAGCGUUGGCUGCUGUAGCUGCAGCAGAGGACUCUAGUGACUCUCAUUCAAAGUUGAACCUUGCUCUGGCUUCAGCCACACAACUCUUGGCAUCACAUUGCAUUGAAUUGGCUGAACUAGCCGGAGCUGAUCAUGAUCAUGUGGCUUCUACUGUAAAAUCUGCAGUUGAUAUUCAUACCCCGGGUGAUCUAAUGACUCUUACUGCUGCAGCUGCAACAGCUUUGCGAGGAGAAGCAGCUCUAAAAGCAAGAUUGCCAAACGAAGCAAAGAGGAAUGCAUCUAUAAGUCCCUAUGAUAGGGUACAAAUACCGCAAUCUCAUUGGCAUCCUGCUUUAGAAAGUCACAUGAGUGAACAUCAUCCUCCAUGUGUGGGAGAUUUAUUGCAGCUCACACGAAAAGGUGUGUUACGAUUGAAGCAUGUUUCUGUUUACAUCAACAAGAAGUGUCAGGUCAAAAUCAAGAUCAAAAGCAAGCAUGUUGGAGGAGCCUUCUCCAAAAAGAAUAAAUGUGUGGUUUAUGGAGUCUGUGAUAAAGAUGGUGCAUGGCCAUACAGAAAAGAAAGGGAAACAUCGGAAGAGUUUUACUUUGGCCUCAAAACUGCACAAGGUCUUCUAGAGUUCAAAUGCAAUACUAAACUCCACAAGCAGAGAUGGGUUGAUGGGAUAGGGGAUCUACUUCGUCGAGUCAACUCUGUUGAAGCAACAGAGCGUUCUCUAGAAUUUUUAAGCAUUAGCACCACCAUAUGACUUGUUUGAGUUGUAUUGUAUAUGUAUACGUAUACAAAUUAUGUAUGUGUAUCUAUCUAGCAGAGUAGGACAAAAUUUUGCCAAACACUGUACUCUUAUAAAGCAAUGGGGUUCAUUUCCUUCG
This is a messenger RNA of Abrus precatorius (Indian licorice), 2209 nucleotides long. Its product is annotated as VAN3-binding protein-like. Gene Ontology annotation, biological process: leaf vascular tissue pattern formation; phloem or xylem histogenesis; auxin-activated signaling pathway. The record is from RefSeq and is a predicted model, not a curated record. The transcript is spliced from 7 exons. NCBI's taxonomy places the organism in Eukaryota, Viridiplantae, Streptophyta, Magnoliopsida, Fabales, Fabaceae. The coding region runs from base 901 to 2085 and encodes 394 amino acids.